This is a messenger RNA of Ceutorhynchus assimilis (cabbage seed weevil), 679 nucleotides long. Lineage: Eukaryota; Metazoa; Arthropoda; Insecta; Coleoptera; Curculionidae. The record is from the annotation of a GenBank genome assembly.
UAAAGACAGCUUUUUUUUGCUUUGUGUGGCGAAGUUAAGGGUGGGGGGCUAUUACAUAAAUACACUUUUUUCAACUUUGUUGAAUUUUCCGUAAAAAAAAAUGUUCUUCGACAAAUUCUUUACCAAAAGGUUGUUCACCGUUAGAGCCCAAGAAGAGGAAGAGAUGGUUGAUCCUCAACAAGCUUUAAGGGAACAAUGUAGGGGCACAAAACACUGUCAGGACCUUGCUGAAAAAUACCAAGCCUGCAAUGACAGAGUCAAUUCUAGAAGCCAAACUGCCGAAACUUGUGUUGAAGAAUUGUUUGAUCUACUCCAUGCUGUUGAUCACUGUGUCACAAAAGACCUUUUCAAAAGAUUGAAGUAAAGCACUUUUUAGCAAGUGUUGUUCAGUAAACUUUCUAAAUUAAAAUUGCUGCAUAAUGGCAUAAUAUAAUGUUUACUGAGCAGCACUUUGGUAGUGGAGUAAUUAUAGAAAAAAAGCCCUAUUUGGUGUUAUAACAUUAGAAUUAAGUGCAAACUUUAUAUUUAAUUUAAGUCCUAACCAGACUGUGUACUAUGUUUUAAAUAAACCCUUAUUAAGAUAUUAUUUAUUUUUCUUGUUAUUAUGACUAUGAUCCAGAAUAAUGGAUAACUAUUGUUUGUGGAAUUUAUACUUCAUUUUACUUUUGUUUCUUGUGAU